AUGGCCCAUGCAGGCCCCUCUUCACGGACGGGGGGAUCGACCGCUGUCCCGCAACCAGUGAACCAAACCCCUGCCUCUAUGAAUCCGAUGCCAGAGAUCUUUCGCUCCAUCUGCGACGUCAAUGCGUACCCCUCCGAUAUCGGACAUCCCGCGAAUGGGGGUCUCGGAGGCCCUCUGCAGUUGGUCCCGUUCGACCUUACGAUCUCCCACCACUAUCCCAAUUCUUUCACGAUCAAACCAUACAGCACUGUGGACCAACGAGCAAUGGGUUCAUUCUGGAUCGAAUGCUAUCCCGAUAUCGCAACCGAAUAUGGCCUCCAAAAUAAACACAUUGUCCCUUAUCUCCGUCAAUUCUAUGUUCAUCACGACUUUGUUCAAUACCCUACUAGCUGGGAAACGAACGUGUACUUCUGCCCGACUCCUUUCUAUCUGCACUUGGGAGCAGAGUUUGUGGAUCUGCCGAUUGUGCGAAGUAUCAGGGAGAAUGACACCGAAUUGAAAGUGAGGAGUCUCGCUUGUGCCCCGUAUAUUGUCGCUGAUCAGCUUCUACAGCGUCUGGAGCGUUCAUCCCAGGUUGCAUCCCUGCUGUCGAGGAAGCUUGACGGCAUAAAGCCAGAUGUCGCUUUAACGGGGUAUCACAUUGGAAAUCUCGCGGAAGGGACGUAUCAAAAAGAGCCCGCAGACGGCAGACAGUUGACAUAUACCGAUGACCCCCAAGAAGUCCUCUACGCUCUCAUCAAGGACAAGUGGCUACCUUGGCCAGGAGCGAGCAAUAUCGAUCUAAAAGGGAAAAUCGAUCUACACCUCAAAGGCCUCCAAUUCGCAAACAUGGAGGCUAUCACUCAGACAGUCUACUACAGCGAACUUGGCUAUACCCUCUCAAAGUGUCGUUCGGCUAUCGCAUUGGCCAACGGCGAUUACACUCGUAUCGUGAACCUGUCUGAUCUCCCCACAGAAGGAGAAGAGGCAGCUCUGGAGGGCGUGACUCUGGGAGGAGGCGGUGGCCGGAGAAUCUUGGUCGAAGCCGAUCCAGCUGUUGUUGCCAAGUUGAGGUACCACAGACUUGAUUGCCUGUCCCCACAUCAAUUUGGCACCCUUGCGGCAGGAGAACCUUUGUUUGGUAUCCAGUGGAAAGCACCGAACUCCCUCAUCGCAAAUUACGAGGACUGGAGCUUGGAUCAAGAGGCUAAGGAUCGCCUCGAUGCCACUGUAUAUCUGAACCUCGCCCUCGCUACUCACCAUCCGGAGGCCGUCCAGGAUCCUCCCAUCAGCAACGAUUCCCUUACGCACGUCAUCGACGCGAACGCCUCCGAGAAAGAGGCAUAUCAGUUGCUCGGUGUCAGCAAGAAGAUGGGAGCACACCGUGAUCAGGUUGAAGAGGAGGAGGAUGAAGAGGAGAACGACGACCACGAAGGGAAUGAGGAGAACGAUAAACAGGCUGGCGAUAGGCGCGAUGAGGACAAUGGGAAUCCUGAUGGUGAAACUGGUGGUCCCGGCGGUGGUGCUCCUGGUCCUGGCAAUGGUGAUCCCGGUCCUGGCAGUGGCGAUCCUGCUCCCAGCGGCGGCCGCUCCUCCCGACCGAGAUCCAGGAGCGAUCACAAUCAGGAUUCGUCUAGUAAAAGACAGAAAAAGGCCGAUGUCUCUGGACUGCCCCCCACUCCCAAUGCUCUCUCUUGCACCACUGCCGAGCAAGUCCUUCCCCUCGAACACUGGACUCACGCAGAGUACAUCGACUACUUCUCGGGGCUUGGCCUAACCUUCGUGCUGGCUACGCCUAUGGAGGUAGAUGUGUUGCUCGCGCGGGCAGCCAAAUUUGGCUGGAUUGGGGCGCUGGGAAGUAGGUAG
This is a messenger RNA of Cryptococcus wingfieldii CBS 7118, 1845 nucleotides long. RefSeq lists its product as hypothetical. Bases 1 to 1845 code for a protein of 614 amino acids. The record is from RefSeq and is a predicted model, not a curated record. NCBI's taxonomy places the organism in Eukaryota, Fungi, Basidiomycota, Tremellomycetes, Tremellales, Cryptococcaceae. The transcript is spliced from 3 exons.